Messenger RNA from Carassius carassius (crucian carp), 8036 nucleotides. It is a transcript of the gene polq, whose product is annotated as polymerase (DNA directed), theta. Gene Ontology annotation, biological process: DNA-templated DNA replication; double-strand break repair via alternative nonhomologous end joining. Gene Ontology annotation, molecular function: ATP binding; DNA-directed DNA polymerase activity; DNA binding. The record is from RefSeq and is a predicted model, not a curated record. Lineage: Eukaryota; Metazoa; Chordata; Actinopteri; Cypriniformes; Cyprinidae. The transcript is spliced from 31 exons. Bases 120 to 7946 code for a protein of 2608 amino acids.
AGUAGCAACACAACAGCUACCUUAACCCCAAUAUUUUAUUUUAUUUACAUUUGUACUCAACCAAAGCAUUGAUUUUAAAGACAUUACUAGUAACGUUAGUCGUUUAAUUUCUAAAUGCGAUGACUACUUCAACGACAAGAAAGAUUUAUUUGGGACAGCAUCGGAUUGUAAAGACAAAGGGCUUAAUUAUCGCAGAUGAGAAACCACAUAGACAAUCAAGUCGCCUGAAUCAAGCAUGCUCCUCUGCAACGGAUAUAUCUGAGAACAGAAGAUAUAAUGAGCCUAAAGAAAACCAGAAUAAGCAGUGGAUGGCAGGAGACUCCACUCUGGUGAUGGAUGUGGAAAUUUUACAAGCUAUUGAUGAACUGGGUCCAGAAGUCUUGAAAUUCAAAAAAGAUGAAAACUUUCAACAAACUGAAUCAGCAUCGCUUAAAAAAACCUCUGAAUUUCCACAAAAUUUCUGUGAGCAACAAGUGCAAAAUGGAGAAAACAUCAGCCCUUUAAGCCCAGGCUCAGCGUUGUCAUCAACAGAGCGCAAAAGAACCAGAACACAAGCCAAAAAAGAGAACGACUGGAGAGAUUUGGCCCAAAAGCUAUUGUUCAGUGAAACCAAAAGGACUGAAGCAGGUGGACGGGCCCGGGGCCAUGAGAUGAAAUGUGAUAAGGACUAUUCUUCACCUCAAAAGAUUAUCAACUCCAUGAAAAAAACACCUAAAGUAGCAAACAGCAAGCAAAAGUUAAAGUUCAGAAGAGAUACCAGCCCAAUUGACUCUCUCAGCACCUCCAAGGACUACAUUUUGUUCAGUCCGACACACAUGGCUGCUGCUAAAGAGCGAUCCAUGUUGCAGCAGCAGCAGAGAUCAAUGAAAAACCUUUCAGUUUCUGUGCUAACCCCUCCUCCUGGACUGGAUCUCAGUGUCCUCGGUGAUGCUACACUACCAGAUGCAGCACAAAGCAUCCAUAUGGGACGUCCUGCCGAUCAGUCAGACAAGCUUUUGCUCUCUAAUUGGGGUCUCCCUAACCUUGUUCUGGAGAAAUACCAGAGUCUUGGUGUUCAGAGGAUGUUUGAGUGGCAGGCUGAGUGUCUGACCUUGGGCAAAGUGUUGGAGGGCCAGAACCUGGUGUAUUCUGCUCCAACCAGUGCAGGAAAAACUCUGGUUUCUGAGCUGUUAAUCCUGAAGAGAGUUUUGGAAACGAGACAGAAGGCCAUGUUCAUUCUUCCUUUUGUGUCUGUGGCUCGUGAGAAGAUGUUUUAUCUUCAGAAUGUAUUUCAGGAGGCAGGGGUCAGAGUGGAGGGGUAUAUGGGUAACACUUCAGCAGCUGGCGGGUUUUCAGCUCUGGAUGUAGCUGUUUGCACAAUAGAGAAAGCUAAUGGACUCAUCAACAGACUCAUUGAAGAAGACAAAUUGAAUCUUCUUGGAAUUGUUGUGGUUGAUGAGCUGCACAUGGUUGGGGACUCAGGGCGUGGAUAUCUGUUAGAACUUUUGCUUACUAAAAUCCAAUACAUUGGCCGAAAAAACACAGCAAGGGGUUCUGUUCAAAGUGCCUCUGCUGGUGUGCAGAUAGUUGGUAUGAGCGCCACACUGCCAAACUUGGACCUUCUUGCUCACUGGUUGAAGGCUGAGCUGUAUAGUACUAACUAUCGUCCUGUGCCACUGAUGGAGUGGGUCAAGAUAGGCACAAAUGUCUAUGAUGGAUCUAUGAACCUGAUCAGACAGUUCACCCCAGCUCUUCCUGUAAAGGGAGAUGAUGAUCACAUUGUCAGCCUCUGCUUUGAGACGGUGCAGGAUGGACACUCUGCACUGCUGUUCUGCCCUUCAAAGAACUGGUGUGAGAAACUAGCAGACAGCAUUGGAAGAGAGUUUUACAAUCUUCAUCACAAAGAAAUGCAGUCAGGCUCUGGAGUGCGGAGUAUAUCUCUGAAUCAGGAAGGUCUCCAGGAUGUUGUAGCUCAGCUCAAGCGUGCUCCUGCAGGCUUGGACCAGGUGCUCCAGCGAACGGUUCCCUGGGGGGUGGCCUUCCACCAUGCAGGUCUGACAUUUGAUGAGAGAGAUAUUCUAGAAGGUGCUUUUCGUCAAGGAUACAUUAGGGUGCUAGCUGCCACCUCCACCUUGUCGUCUGGUGUAAAUCUGCCCGCUCGUCGUGUGAUUAUCAGAACCCCUGUUUUUAAUGGUCAUUUGUUGGACAUUCUAACCUAUAAGCAGAUGGUGGGACGAGCAGGCCGUAAAGGAGUGGACACUAUAGGUGAGAGUGUGUUGGUCUGUAAAGAGGCUGAACGUGCGAAGGGAAUUAGCCUCAUCCAGGGCACACUCAAGCCUAUCAGCAGCUGCCUGGUGAAGCGGGAGGGUGAGGGCGUCACUACCAGCAUGCUCAGGGCCAUCCUCGAGAUCAUCGUUGGAGGAGUCGCCAGCUCACCACAGGAUGUGAGGAUGUAUGCUUCUUGCACUCUUCUCGCAGCCAGUAUUGCAGCUGAACAGCCAAGUGAGGAAGAAGCUGAAACAGAAGCUCGAAACAAGGGGGCUAUUGAAGCCUGCAUAGAGUGGCUGAUGGACAAUGAGUUUAUACAUAUACAGAAGGAGGGAGAUGGUAAUUUAUCAAGAAUUUAUUUUUAUUUUUUUGUGGUUUACGAUAGUUUUUACAUUUUGAUAAUUGUCUGUCUCACAGUGGAGAGGUAUUGCCCCACACAUCUGGGUUCUGCGACUCUGUCCUCAUCUUUAUCACCCCCAGAAGCCCUGGGGAUUUUUGCAGAUCUCCAAAGAGCAAUGAAAGGAUUUGUGUUGGAAAAUGAUCUCCAUAUCCUCUAUCAGAUAACACCUGUGUAUGUGGACUGGACUACUAUUGACUGGUACCAAUUCUUCUGUUUGUGGGAACAACUACCGUCUGCAAUGAAACGGGUGGCUGAGAUGGUGGGCAUCCAAGAAGGUUUUCUGGCCCGCUCCGUUGGUGGCAAAUUAAUUGCUAAAACCGAAAAGCAACGCAGACAGAUGGCCAUUCACAAACGUUUUUUCACAACGUUAGUUCUCCAUGAACUGAUAAGCGAAGAACCACUUGGAGCUGUCGCAAAGAAGUAUGGCUGUAGCCGAGGACAGCUACAGUCACUUCAGCAGUCUGCCUCAACAUAUGCAGGUAUGGUUACAGUCUUCUGUAAUCGACUUGGAUGGCACAAUCUAGAGCUGCUUCUGUCCCAGUUCCAGAGUCGUCUGAGUUUUGGAGUCCAGAGGGAGUUGUGUGAUCUGGUUCGUAUUUCUUUACUAAACGCUCAGAGAGCACGUACGCUCCACAGCUCCGGGUUUGUCACAGUGGCAGAGGUGGCCAGAGCUGAUGUUGCUGAGUUGGAGAAGGCCCUCAGGAAAGCUAUCCCUUUCAAAAGCUCCAGGCAGGCGGUGGAUGAAAGCGAGGUAGAGGCUCAAGAACGUAAGAGUAUGCGCUGCAUCUGGGUCAGCGGGAAAAAGGCCUUGACUGAAAGGGAGGCUGCUCAGCAAAUUGUGGCUGAGGCCCAGCUGCUCCUCCAGCAGGAUUUGGCUCUUCUUGGGGUGGAAUGGAACCCAGCAUCCCUCGCAACAAAAACCCAGCUAGAUUCCCAUUCAACCGAGGAAUCAGCCAACGAAAAACCACUACAGUCUAUGUCAAGAGGACCAGAACUUGAAGAGGGGCAAAAUAUAACCACAAAUGUGGACAAACACAAAUUGUUGGUGGAUGAACAUUCUGACAGUUGUUCCCAUCCUCCUUUGAGGACAUUAGAGAUCACUACUAAUUCAGAAAAGCCAGUGGAUAUUGACUCCGGUGUAUCAUCUGCUGACUGUCAACCUGCUAAAAAAUGUGAACAGCAAUCAAGUACAUUGCAUAAAGUUCUGAAAUCAAUAAAUGCGAAAGACAAGGGCUGUCAAAAUACCCAAACAGUAAAUUCCUGCAACUCUGGCAGUGACCAUCGUGUAAGUCCAGUUUCGAAACGUAGAAGGAUGGAUGUUGUGGACGCUGAUGCGCUACCCACAGUCAUUGAAUCAAAAACACCAUCUCUAAUCUCAAAAGACCCUAAACUAAUAUCAAAUGUUGAAGAACUUUGCUUUAAUAAACCUGAAACUGACUGUAAAAUAGAUAAAGAUAAGGUGAAUCUCCAGUCAUUCAUUGCUGGACUGAACCAAGUCAUUGAGUCAAAAACUCACUCGUAUGAUCCAAAAAAGGGAAGGGAAACACCAAAUGUUACUGCAAAAAAGUGCACAUCUAAAACGAAACAUUUAACUCAAAAUAAAAAGCGAGAAAUGGUUACUCACAGUUUUGGGACAACCAGCAGCAGAGAUGAAACUGUCCAAGUUAAACAUGAUUUAGUUUGUUGUUCUGUGAAGCUUAGCAAGCUUAGCUCUCCUGACUUGUACACAAAUGGAAUGGAAGAGUUUGGUGAUAGUUUUCAACUUGAUACACAGACUGAAAAAAUGCUUGAAGGGGAUGAUUUUUCACAUGGAAUUGGUAAUUUAAACAUUCUCAAAGAAAGUAACAAUCAUGUUGAUUCAGAAAGUGAGAUAAAAGUUGUCAACCAGUCAUCCAUCCUGGAAAAUGUAAAUCAAACCUAUAAAGACCAAAACAAAGACCCAGUCAAAGGAUUAUCACCUCAUAAGAAAGGCCUGGCCAUUGAAUUCAAACCGAAAUAUAACAUUUCGCUUACUGACAGCCAGUUGGAGAAUAUUUUAAAUUACAGUAACCAGGUUACUGAAGAAGAAUCAAGUUCCAAUAAAGCUGCUGAGCAAAGGGAAAAUCAUGAGUCCUCUGAUCAUAUUACUGACAACAGCUUGAACCGGAGUAGCAGUUUUCUGUUUGACAGUCUCUACGACAACUCAAUCUUGGAUGCCAUGGAGGAGGCAGCAAUGGAUCGAGACAACGAAGAAGAACAGGUGGUUGAAGCGUGUGCCAAUUCAAACGCCUCUUCUCCAGAACUCAUUCCGGCGAGAAGAGAUGCCGUGUCAACGGAGGAUCAGGAAGCAAUCCAAUGGGGGGAAUCAUCUUUCAAUCUUUCAGAAUGGGGAGAUUCACUCCUUAUUGGAGAGCAGUACCUUGAUAAAAUUAACAAUGCUGUCAAGGCUGGUGAUGGCCCAAGAUUGGGUGCAGAGAAGCCCAGUUAUACAGAUGACAUUGUGUCUGAACUACAUGUAUCACAAAGCAAUGAGCCUCUUUCAAGGGUUUCAGCUGAAAGAAGUCAAUUAAACAGUUCAUCAUUUCACAUCAGCCCAGGAAUGCAGGAUAUUUUUGACAAAUGGUCUGAUCAGUUUUCAACUCUAUCUGAGAUUCCAGGGCAGUCAAAUUCAACAGUGGUGGAACCAAAUGCUGCUGCUGCUCCUGUUGUCGAAAAAGCUGUUGCCUCAAUUACAAACAGUGGAAUUUAUCAGGGAGGUCCAAGAAACUCAAAAACAGAAGAUUUCGUGUUAGUCCCAGCCAAACCAGUGACUCACAAUGACCUUAUUCCUCCCACGCCAGUUUCUGAACCAGUCACACCACGAGUUAAAAUGACCACUUCAGCUAUACAAUCACCUCUUAAUGUCACUAAGCACAGGUCUGAACUGGAUCCAAAUUCUAAAUCCAGUUCCCAGAAAGUUUAUCAGUCUUGUUUGAGGACAAACACAGCAUCAGAUUUAGACACGUCUCUAGCUGAUGAGGGCUUUAUGAGGCUUUCUCAGUGUCAGUCACUUCCUGCUUCAAACUCCUGCAGUCCAGAAACAUUCUCCAUAAUCGAUGUGGCAAGUGAUAUUAGGCUUUUCCAUACAUUUAUAAAGGAGUGGAAAACAAAGGACAGAUUUUCUCUUGCUCUUGCCUGUGAGAAGAUAGACAACACCUCGGUGCAAGCUGAGACAGUUAUAGGUGGAAAAUUUAAAAAACCUACUACCCCAAUGAGGAAAAGAAAAGAUAGCUUCUUUCUUAAGGGAUAUGAGGAUCUUGUUGUCAUUGGCAUAUCUGUAUGCUGGGGAGCAAAAGAUGCUUAUUUUGUGUCUCUACAAAAGGAGCUGUCAGACACAGAUAUAAGUGCCAGUUUAGCUCCACCGCCUCUUGAUGAGACCCUUAUAGUUGAGGAGCGACUGAAUCAAAUUCAGUGCUGCUUGAGAAAAGAAUCAGCUGUGAUAGUCUCUUAUGAUUUCAUUCAUGUUUACAAGACCCUGCUACUUGCAUGUGAGCUUGCUAUGCUUGGCACAUUUGAAGACCCAAAGAUUGCAUGCUGGCUUCUGGAUUCAAGCUCCAAAGAGCGCACUCUCCACAACAUGGUAUCCAGCUUUGCUACUGAGGAUCUCCUGAUGCUGGAGGGAAUUAGUCCUGGUCAGGGUGUGCAGAGUUUAGGGAUCUUUGGAGAUGCCAGUCAGCCUGGACGCUACAGAGCUGCUGUUGAGUCUGUUCUGGUCUUCAGAGUCAUGACGCAACUCAACUGUCUUCUUGAAAAGGAUGGUUUCUUAGACGUAUUCAGGAAAGUAGAGAUGCCCACCCAGUACUGCCUGGCAUUGUUGGAGCUAAAUGGAAUUGGGUUUAGUGUUGCUGAAUGUGAGGCUCAGAAACAUGUGAUGCAGGCCAAGCUAAGUGCUCUUGAAUCCCAAGCUUAUCAGCUAGCGGGACACAGCUUCUCACUGACCAGUCCAGAGGAUGUAGCAGAGGUAUUGUUUCUUGAGUUGAAGCUGCCUCCCAAUGGAGAUUUAAAUGCUCUAAAGAAUAAGAAGACACUGGGCUACACUAGGAGAGCAGGAGCCCGUAUCAAACUUUCCAAGCAGUUCAGUACAACUAAGGAUGUUUUAGAAAAGCUCAAGCCACUGCAUCAGUUACCAAGUGUUAUUCUUGAGUGGAGAAGGAUCACGAAUGCAUUGACAAAAGUGGUUUUCCCCUUGCAACGAGAGAAGAAGUGGCACUCACUUCUGAAGAUGGACCGAAUACAUCCAGUUUCACAGUCACACACCGCCACGGGUCGCGUGAGCUUUACUGAACCAAACAUUCAAAAUGUCCCUAAAGAUUUUGAAAUUCAGAUGCCAACACUUAUAGAAGAAAGUCAACCAUCACAGAAUGGUGCAAGCAAAACAUGGGGUAAACGAUUAAAGAUGAACCGGCAGUUGGCACCCCUUUUAAAGGUAUCAGACGAAUCACCAGAAAAAGGGAUGCCUUUUUCUGUCAGCAUGAGGCAUGCUUUUGUUCCUUUUUCAGGAGGUCUGAUUCUGGCUGCUGACUACUCACAGCUGGAGCUCCGAAUUUUAGCUCAUCUGUCCCGGGACAGGCGGCUCCUCCAUGUGCUCAACAGUGGUGAAGAUGUGUUUAAAAGCAUAGCAGCAGAGUGGAAAAUGGUAGACCCUGCUUCAGUUGAUGAUAAUAUGAGGCAACAAGCCAAACAGAUUUGUUAUGGAAUAAUCUAUGGCAUGGGAGCAAAGUCUCUUGGAGAACAAAUGGGCAUCGAUGAGAAUGAUGCUGCUUGUUAUAUUGAGUCGUUUAAAUCCAGAUACACUGGCAUACAGAACUUUCUGCGUGAAACUGUGCAGAAAUGUGGGAAAAAUGGUUAUGUGCAGACGUUACUCGGAAGGAAGCGCUUUUUGCCUGGAAUAAAAGACACAAAUGUUUACAUAAAGUCUCACGCAGAACGACAGGCAGUAAACACAACCGUCCAGGGCUCUGCUGCUGACAUUGUUAAGUUAGCAACCAUCAACAUCCAGCGUAGAUUGGAGGCAGCAUUUCCUGGAGUUCCCACAUCACAUCAACACCCUCCCAUCAGACUGAGUGGUAGGCACAGAAACCAGUGUAGACCCUCUCGAGGAGGCUUUUUUAUACUUCAGCUGCAUGAUGAACUCAUCUACGAGGUUGCAGAGGAAGAUGUCAUUCAGGUUGCACAGAUUAUGAAGCGAGAAAUGGAAAGUGUUGUGAAAUUGUAUGUUAAGCUCAGAGUAAAAGUCAAAGUGGGCCCAAGCUGGGGUAAACUUCAAGACCUGGACAUUUAAAACAAAUGUGUCCUUUAAUCUACUCUUAAAUUACUGAUCGUGAUUAAGAAUUACUUGAAUCAACUCUUAAAACACUAAAUGUGCAGAUGU